GAGACGAGCGGCGACUUACUGUCAGCAAACGUGGAAAGCUUCCGAGAUGGCGGCAGUUUGAAAAAGUUUCUGUUCCGAGAUAUUGCUUUCUCGUUUCUGGACUGAAACUUUUGAGGCAGGAGCGUUUGCCGUUUUUCGAACGCCCGCACCAUUCGAGAGUAUCGACUUCCCACGCCUGUGCCCUUGAACUACAUUACAAGAAGAAGAAGAAAAGCUGCCAAAAUGCUGGGAAACAAAUUUGCUCGUUCUGCGCUUGCGCGCAGGAUGCGCAGCCCUCUUCACUCCAUUCGAAAUCAAUCAACCAAAGUAGAAUAUCGUCCAAUUCGCAGUGUCCUGGCAGCAAACCGAGGUGAAAUUGCUAUCCGUGUUUUUCGAGCAUGUACUGAAUUAGGGAUAAAAUCUGUGGCCAUUUACUCUGAACAAGACAAGAUGCAAAUGCAUAGACAGAAGGCUGAUGAGUCCUAUAUUGUGGGUAAAGGGCUGCCACCAGUUCAAGCUUACCUUAACAUCCCUGACAUCAUCCGUAUUGCUAAGGAAAAUAAUGUAGAUGCUAUUCACCCUGGAUAUGGUUUCCUUUCUGAGCGAUCUGACUUUGCUCAAGCUGUUGUUGAUGCUGGGAUAAGGUUUAUUGGCCCUGCUCCUAGUGUUGUCCAGAAGAUGGGUGACAAAGUUGCAGCUCGGCAGGCAGCUAUUGCGGCUGGAGUCCCAAUCGUUCCUGGAACUGAUGGACCUGUCACUAAGGCUGAGGAAGCCGAAGAAUUCUGUUUGAAACAUGGCCUGCCUGUUAUCUUUAAAGCGGCUUAUGGAGGUGGUGGUCGUGGUAUGAGAGUUGUGAGAAAAAUGGAGGAGGUCAAGGAUGCGUUUUCUCGUGCUAGUUCUGAGGCUAACGCAGCGUUCGGAAAUGGUGCCAUGUUCAUUGAGAAGUUCAUUGAAAGACCGAGACACAUUGAGGUUCAGCUUCUUGGUGACAAAGCUGGUAAUGUUGUUCACCUGCAUGAGCGUGAUUGCUCCGUGCAGAGAAGGCACCAAAAAGUUGUGGAAAUUGCCCCUGCACCCAAUCUACCUGACAAAAUUAGAGAUGCUAUGUUUCAUUAUGCUGUGAAACUUGCUAAGCAUGUUGGAUAUGAAAAUGCUGGCACUGUUGAGUUCCUCUGUGACGAUCAAGGAAACUUUUAUUUUAUUGAAGUGAAUGCUCGUCUUCAGGUAGAACACACUGUUACAGAAGAAGUCACAGGAAUUGACCUUUUACAAUCUCAGAUCAGAGUUGCUGAAGGAAUGACCCUUCCAGAGCUUGGGAUGACACAAGACAAAAUUAAGGCUCAAGGUUAUGCCGUGCAGUGCCGAGUAACCACUGAGGACCCUGCCAAGGGCUUCCAGCCUGACACUGGCCGAAUUGAGGUAUUUAGGACAGGAGAGGGUAUGGGUAUUCGUCUAGAUGGGGCAUCAGCUUACCCUGGUGCUGUUAUCUCCCCAUUCUAUGACUCCUUGUUGGUUAAAGUUAUUUCUCACUCCACUGAUCUACAAAGCUCUGCUGCUAAAAUGUCACGAGCUCUUCGUGAGUUCAGAGUUCGAGGUGUGAAGACCAACAUUCCAUUCCUGCUUAACGUCCUUGAAAAUCAAACCUUCUUAAAUGGCUCGGUUGAUACAAAUUUCAUUGAUGAGCAGCCCACACUUUUCAACUUCAAGCCAUCUCAAAACAGAGCUCAAAAGCUUUUGAACUACUUGGGUACUGUGCUAGUGAACGGGCCAUCAACACCCCUUGCUAACACCCUGAUGAAACCAGCCAACAUUACUCCUCAUGUACCUGAAGUUCCUAUUGACAUUUCUGCUUCGUCUGCAUCUGAUGGAGAGGGGGAUGAAGUAGUAUACAUGAAGCCUCCUGAAGGUCUCAGACAGGUUCUAUUGAAGGAUGGUCCUGAAGCUUUUGCUAAAGCUGUUCGUUCUAAGAAGGGGCUUCUCCUGAUGGACACAACAUUCCGAGAUGCCCAUCAAUCUCUCUUGGCCACCCGAGUUCGUACUCAUGAUUUGCUUCGCAUUUCUCCGUUUGUGUCCCACAACUUCAGCAACUUAUAUUCUCUGGAGAAUUGGGGUGGUGCCACAUUUGAUGUGUCACUCCGUUUCCUGCAUGAAUGCCCUUGGGAACGUUUAGAAGCCAUGCGAAAGGAAAUUCCAAACAUUCCCUUCCAAAUGCUGCUGAGAGGUGCAAAUGCUGUGGGUUACACCAACUACCCAGAUAAUGUUGUUUUCAAGUUUUGUGAAAUGUCUGUUAAAGCUGGUAUGGACAUUUUCCGAGUUUUUGAUUCUCUUAACUACCUGCCUAACCUGGUGGUUGGAAUGGAAGCAGCAGGAAAAGCUGGGGGUGUUGUGGAAGCUGCUAUCUCUUACACGGGAGAUGUUUCUGAUCCCAAGCGCACGAAAUAUGAUCUCAAGUACUAUUUAAACCUCACUGAUGAACUUGUGAAGGCUGGAACUCAUGUUCUGGCUAUCAAGGAUAUGGCAGGUUUGCUGAAACCAGCUUCCGCAAAAUUGCUGAUCACCGCUAUUCGUGACAAAUACCCCGACCUGCCUAUCCAUAUCCACACUCACGACACUGCUGGCGCUGGAGUUGCGUCAAUGCUAGCGUGUGCCGAGGCUGGUGCUGAUGUUGUUGAUGUUGCUGUGGACUCAAUGUCUGGCAUGACAUCCCAGCCCAGCAUGGGUGCAGUUGUUGCAUCCUUGCAGGGCACCAAGUUGGACACAGGAUAUGAUUUGAGUGACAUCAGCAAGUAUUCUGCUUACUGGGAGCAAACGCGUACUCUGUACGCACCAUUCGAGUGCUGCCUCACAAUGAAGAGCGGUAAUGCUGAUGUUUACUUGAACGAAAUUCCUGGUGGCCAGUACACCAACCUGCAGUUCCAAGCCUACUCCCUGGGCCUGGGGGAGUUCUUUGAAGAUAUCAAGAAGGCCUACAGAGAGGCAAACCUGCUCCUCGGUGAUAUUGUCAAGGUUACACCAUCAUCCAAGGUGGUUGGUGACCUCGCCAACUUUAUGGUUCAAAACAAACUCACAGCAGAUGAUGUACUUGAGAAGGCUGAGGAGCUCAGUUUCCCCAAGUCUGUUGUGGAAUUCCUGCAAGGUGCCAUUGGUGAACCUUACCAGGGAUACCCAGAGCCUCUCCGAUCAAAGGUGUUAAAAGACAUGCCGCGUGUGCAAGGCCGACCUGGUGCUAGUUUGCCACCUCUAGACUUCAAGAAGCUUGGCGAUGAACUAAAAGAAAGACACCCCACCGCCUCAGAAUAUGAUGUCAUGAGCUCUGCACUUUACCCAGCUGUCACUGAGGAUUACUUGAACUUCAGGGAAGAGUUUGGUCCAGUGGAUAAACUGGAUACCAGGAUUUUCUUAACUGGACCCAAGAUUGGCGAGGACUUUGAGGCAUCUAUUGAAAAGGGAAAAACACUGAGCUUCAAGACUUUGGCAAUGGCUGAUGAUCUGACACCUAAUGGUGAGAGGGAGGUGUUCUUUGAACUUAACGGUCAGAUGCGAUCUGUGUUUAUUCAAGACAAGGAGGCAAGGAAGGAGAUCCACAUCCAUCCAAAGGCACAAAAGGGAGUUAAGGGCCAAAUUGGCUCUCCUAUGCCUGGAUCUGUGAUUGAAGUUCAGGUGCAAGUUGGACAAAAGGUUGAAAAGGGUGCCCCACUUGUCGUCAUUUCUGCAAUGAAGAUGGAGAUGGUGGUGCAAGCGCCCAUCGCAGGAACUGUAAAAUCAAUUGACAUCCAGCCUGGCAUGAAGGUUGAAGGGGAUGACCUCCUUGCAACUAUUGAAUAGACUCGUACCUGUAAUGCCUCAUGAUUUUAAUUGCUGUAUGUGCCAACUUUUAUUUAUUAUCUUGGAUGUCUUACGCAUUGUAUGCAUAGCAGCUAUUCAAUUACUGUGACACAUAGCUAAGGACAUUUUUUUAUUUCAAAGUUCUAUUUUAAUCAUUUCUUCAGAAAAGCUUAAUUUUUUUCUAUAGGAAAGUGGCUAAUUAUGCAACUUUUAAAGUGAUAGGACAUUUUAUUUUUAAAUCAUGCAAUGAAUUAUUUUAUAAGUGUUUUUUUACCUUUCUUCCAUAUGUUUUAUGUUUGUAGAUUGUUUUUCCCUUCCUUUGCCCUCUGUGUUGUAAGUACAAAUACACUCUUCGUUUGGCAGAAACCACAUAUUAUAUGACUAUUUUAGGUUCUGAACAGUAGGUGAAUUUUAUUCAUUGUUGUGCUCUCUCAUUGAUUGAUUUCAUUUGUUUGUAUUGUGUGUUGCUCAUGUAUGAAAAUCUUGAUAAUGAAUGUGGGUCUUUGUUGUUUUUACUUGUUAGUUUUGUUUCAUCACUUUGUAUAUUUUAAAUUGCAGUUUGAUUUCGAAAACAAAACGGUAGAUUGCAUUCCGAUAAAUGAAUCAUUGUUUAUAGCUACAAAUUUAUACAUUAGCCCUCUGUAUGUAUUGCGAUUUGAAAUGUUAAGUCCAUUGAUGACAUUGCCAUCCAGUACUCCUGUUUUAAUGCUGUAUUAACAAUGAAUUAACAUGGUUGUUAAGUAUUUAUGCUAAGAGAUUGAAUUAGUCAUUCAUUUUAAAUGGAAAUUUGUUGUGAAAGAACAUGAUUCAAUAAUUCUGUGCCACUAGAGUAUGAUUAGAGUGGUCUGUUGGUUGACUUUUGAAACCAGUCAGGGUUUUAUGUCAAACCAUUUCUCACGUUGUCACUGUGAUUUUAUUAGUCUGUUUUGCGCUGUUUUGUUGGGACAACUAAAUACUGCAGGGUUUAAUUUGGUGGUAAUCGUAUGGAGUUCACAAAUAAAUUCAACUGUAGGGGAGGGUUGGUGAGAACGUCCAGGUCAUGUCACGUUGGGUAGCUGUUAUCUAGUUGUAAGAUUGUUACUGAAACUUAGUAUUACUAGUGUUUAUGGUUGUGCCAGAAAAAAAUGACUUUAGAUUUUCCUUUUAAAUCUAUAGUCUAGACUUGUUAUUUUUAGAAUGAGUAUUUUUAAAAGUGUCUUCCAAAUUUGUGAUAUUGUCUUGAAUGGCAUGCUUGGUCUUUGAAUAUUUUUUUCUAGAAAUGCCACCAAUUGUUUGGUUUAAACAUGCUUAACAUCCUGCCUUUUUUUGUCAACACCUCUUCUCUCUUUUCUAUAACUGUGAAUUACAGCAUAACAACUCUGACCACA
Molecule: messenger RNA, 5171 nt
Organism: Thrips palmi
Lineage: Eukaryota; Metazoa; Arthropoda; Insecta; Thysanoptera; Thripidae
Gene: PCB
Product: pyruvate carboxylase, mitochondrial
Exons: 18
Coding region: 223-3804 (1193 amino acids)
Biological process (GO): pyruvate metabolic process; gluconeogenesis
Cellular component (GO): cytoplasm
Molecular function (GO): metal ion binding; pyruvate carboxylase activity; ATP binding
Source: RefSeq, a predicted model, not a curated record